Messenger RNA from Penicillium concentricum, 891 nucleotides. Its product is annotated as SDR family NAD(P)-dependent oxidoreductase. Gene Ontology annotation, molecular function: oxidoreductase activity. The transcript has 2 exons. Lineage: Eukaryota; Fungi; Ascomycota; Eurotiomycetes; Eurotiales; Aspergillaceae. Bases 1 to 891 code for a protein of 296 amino acids. The record is from RefSeq and is a predicted model, not a curated record.
AUGGCCGCCAACGAAAGUAACCAGAGCUUCAAGCUCGAAAACCUAUUCAAUGUGAAGGACAAAGUGGCCCUCAUCACAGGCGGCGGCUCAGGAAUCGGCCUAAUGGCAGCACAAGCGCUAGCCGUGAACGGCGCCAAAGUAUACAUAACCGGACGCACAGAAGACAAACUCGACCGCGUCGCCUCCCUCUACGGAAAAAACAUAAGCGGACAAAUCAUCCCCCUCCCAGCAGACGUAACCAACAAAGACGAGAUCCGCAAACUAGUCUCCGAGAUCACCACUCGCGAAGGCCACCUCUCAAUCCUAAUGAACAACGCCGGAAUAUCCAGCCACAGCCAAGAAACCGAGCCGGAAGAUGCAUCCAACCUCUGCGAGACACUAUUCGAUGAUCCGGCUGCCACAUUCGACGAAUGGGAUUCUGUGUUCCGCACGAACGUCUCGCAGAUCUUCUUCAUGACGACGGCAUUCCUGCCGCUGCUGCAGCGUGGAUCGGAGGUUGAACAUGGUUGGUCUAGCACUGUGCUCAAUACGACUUCCAUCUCGGGUAUUGUGAAGGUCUCGCAGCAUCAUUUUGCGUAUAAUGCUUCCAAGGCUGCGGCGAUUCAUUUGACCAAGAUGCUUGCGCAUGAGGUUAGUUCGUCGAAGCUAAGGGUUAGGGUUAAUAAUAUUGCGCCUGGGGUUUUCCCUAGUGAGAUGACUGCUGGGGAGAGUGAUGAGGGACAGAAGAGUUUUAUUCCGGCUGAGAAGUAUCGGGAGAAGGUUCCUGCUGCUAGGCCAGGAAAGGAUGAGGAUAUGGGUGGUGCUGUGCUUUUUGCGGUUUGUAAUCAGUACUUGAAUGGGCAGACUGUUGUUGUUGAUGGGGGGUAUGUUCUUGCUGCUGGGUCUUUGUGA